Vigna angularis (adzuki bean) is the source of this 2697-nucleotide messenger RNA. RefSeq names its product protein SOSEKI 3. The record is from RefSeq and is a predicted model, not a curated record. The transcript has 7 exons. Bases 479 to 2053 code for a protein of 524 amino acids. Lineage: Eukaryota; Viridiplantae; Streptophyta; Magnoliopsida; Fabales; Fabaceae.
UAUUAUAAAAGGUGGAAAAAACAACAAAGUCAGACAACCGAACACAACACAGCACAAACACAAACACAAAAAUCUGAAGUGCUCAACCACAUCAACAAAGUCCAUCAAAUCGGCCAAAAACAUCACCAUAAAAUACGGACCAAGCUACUCAAACUGAGUUUCUUGACCCACUCUUGUCUCUGUUUCAUCCCCUUCCACUCCCACUUUCACUCUUUCCCAACUUUUCAAUUUUGGGCCUUCAUUCCUAUUUUCUCUUUCUCUCCUCAACUUCUUAUUCAGUUCCCUUUUUCUUCAAGAUCUGAUUCAUUGCAGUAUGAGCGACGGCGGUGGAAAGUCUGUGAAUCUCCACACCCAGUAACGGUUUUGCGCGGCAUGAAGCAGAUGGAGAAGUGGGGUUCUCUUUGAGAGAGUUUACGAGGUGAGGGCACGAUAAAGAUUCAAUUUUUAGGGGUGGUGGGGGCUGUUUUUGCAUGCGGGAAUGGAAACGAGGAUGAAGAAGUACAACCGACAAGUGAGUCCGGAGAGGGCAAAAGUGUGGACUGAGAAGUCCCCAAAAUACCACCAGAGUUUGAAGGUGCCCGUGAUUUACUAUCUUUGUCGAAACAGGCAGCUCGAGCACCCUCAUUUCAUGGAGGUCCCUCUUUCUUCACCGGACGGGCUAUACCUGAGAGACGUGAUUGAUAGACUUAAUGCGUUGAGAGGUAGAGGUAUGGCUUCCUUGUACUCAUGGUCUUGCAAGAGAAGCUACAAGCAUGGAUUUGUGUGGCAUGAUCUAUGUGAAGAUGAUAUAAUUCUUCCAGCUCAUGGAAAUGAAUAUGUUCUAAAAGGUUCUGAGCUCUUUGAUGAAUCAAAUUCAGAUCGUUUCAGUCCCGUCAAUAAUGUUCAAAUACAAAGCGUGAAGCUGUUGCCGGGGCCAACUUCUUCUAGGAGCCAUGAUGAAGCCUCAUCCUCUUCGAGCAUGAACGGGAAAGAGACAAGAAUCUCCCAAGACGACGAGCUUUCCCAAGAACAACAAUCUGGUUCCUCUGAUGUUUCUCCAGAGGCUAGAGCUGAAAAGGGUGAUGCUCUAAGCCUGGCAUUGACAGAAUACAAAAUUUAUAAAACUGAAGGACUUGCUGAUGCUUCAACUCAGACUGAAGAAAGAUUCAGCAGAUCCAGGUGUCAGAAAACUUGUACUAGGGGUGUAUCAACGGAGGAUGGAUCAUUGGAAUCUGAAUGCCAUGAAAUAUGUCAAGUUGAAGAAGAUCCACAAGUGAAAGAUACUCCACAAAUCUGCAGGGAUACCGUUUCUCCUCCCUCAACUUCAAGUUCCUCGUCUUUUGUGGGGAAGGCUGAAACUUUGGAAUCUCUGAUUAGAGCUGAUGCUAGUAAAGUAAACAGCUUUAGGAUUCUGGAGGAGGAGAGCAUUCGGGAACCGACCAACACGAGGUUGAAAGCUUCAAAUUUGCUAAUGCAACUGAUAUCGUGUGGCUCAAUAUCAGUGAAAAACCACAGUUUUGGACUUAUUCCUUCAUACAAGCCCAGGUUUUCCAGCUCAAAAUUUCCUUCCCCACUGUUCUCAACUUCUUUUGUGUUGGGGGAGUUAGAUUGCUUAGCUGAGAAUCCAAAGUUGAUGAGUCUCAGAUUAGAAGACAAAGAAUACUUUAGUGGAAGCUUAGUUGAGACUAAACUGAAGGAAGGAAAUGGACUUAAUGUUCUGAAACGCUCUUCUUCCUACAGCGAUGAGAGGACAUUUAAAGAACAGAAACCACAAGAAGACAAAGAGGAAUCAUCAUCCUCAGGACAUUCAAAAUGCAUUCCACGGUCAAUUAAGGCUUCAUUGUCCAAGCAUCCCCGAAGUGAAUCCAUGAGAUCCCCUGUUUCUGAUGGACCACGCCACUCAUCAGACAGAAUUGAUGGCUCUGGCAUAUCCUCAGUGACAUCUAAUGGUAGCAGCAAAAGAAUCACAGAACCUCUUUCAGGGAAAAAACAAUCAAAGAGGAUAGAUUCAUUUAAGGAAGAGGAGGAAGUGAUCAAAAUUGAAGAAAGCUUGCUUCAGGAGCUCGGGUUAUAAUCCAAUCCAAACCAUUUUCAGACACAGCAUCUAGCAGCAGUUGAAAAAUUGAAGUUUCAGAACCUAGACAACAGAAAAAACUGCUUUAGUUUGAAUUCAACAUGGUUUUGUAUAUAUAUCUUGGUGGGUCCACGUGACAUUUUCCUAAGCUUACAAGUAAAAUUAUUUUGACAAUUGACUCAAUGCAAAUGGAGCAGGUGUGGUCCCAGUGGUCCAUUACCUUCAAUAUCUUUUGUGCUGGAUAGAGAAGGACUACCAUUCUGAUUUGAAGUGAUUGCACAUUCUGCUGUAACUCCUGAUACAAUAUCUUCCUUUUGCACCCUUCCUUUUCCUUGCUUCAAAUUAUUGAUUACUGCAUACUACCUAGCUUUCACCUUCAAGGGCAACAGGUGCAGAAAAAAAAAUUAGUGCAGGUCGUUUUCAAAACCCUUCUCUUGGCAUUGGAGCUGAUGUCAAUUGUCAAGAAUGUGACUUGAUUUUGACAUUGGAUGCCUUCUACUUAACAUCAAAAUGUAACAUAUCCUAGAUGACCAGAUUUAAUUCUCAAAGCUAGAAAAAGUUGGUGAAAAGCUAAUUUUAUGAACCCUUUUAAAAGGGGUGCUUCAAGUCAUGAAUUUUAAAAGCUGGGUUGAUUUUAAUGAUUA